AUGAGCAGGGUCAGAAGUCAACCCCAGACACGAUCUACCCCCAUACAUCCCACCCAGCCUUGUCUAACCCAGCCCACCAGCCAGCUACGCAACGGAGCCAAGCCCCAGACACACACCCCGCACACACACACCCCGCACUGCACACACACCGCCAACACACAUGCCUCUCACCCCAAUGGAGUGAGGAACGGAGGGCUCCAUGAUCGGCCGGCCCCCAACUCUCUACCCAGGGCGGCCUCUUCCUCCUCCUCGUGUUCCUCAUCGGAGAUGAAGAACCCUAAGAAGCUCCAGUCCAACCCCUCCAUCACCUCUCAGAGCAGUAAGAGGAGCAAGAGCUCCUCCAAGAGCAACAGCUCCCAGAUACCUAUAGAGGCACAGGAUGACUGUUGUGUUCACUGUAUCCUGGCCUGUCUGUUCUGUGAGUUCCUGACUCUGUGUAACAUCGUGUUGGACUGUGCCACCUGUGGUUCGUGUGCGGGGGAGGACUCGGCGUGUUUCUGUUGCUGCUGUGCCUCCGAGGAGUGUGGCGACUGUGAGUUGCCGUGUGACAUGGACUGUGGGAUCAUCGACGCGUGCUGCGAGUCUGCAGACUGCCUGGAGAUCUGUAUGGAGUGCUGCGGCCUCUGUUUCUCCUCCUGAGCCUUUCAAACUACACAG
This is a messenger RNA of Oncorhynchus tshawytscha (Chinook salmon), 657 nucleotides long. It is a transcript of the gene mdfi, whose product is annotated as MyoD family inhibitor. The transcript is spliced from 3 exons. The record is from RefSeq and is a predicted model, not a curated record. NCBI's taxonomy places the organism in Eukaryota, Metazoa, Chordata, Actinopteri, Salmoniformes, Salmonidae. The coding region runs from base 1 to 639 and encodes 212 amino acids.